Molecule: messenger RNA, 9109 nt
Organism: Spizellomyces punctatus DAOM BR117
Lineage: Eukaryota; Fungi; Chytridiomycota; Chytridiomycetes; Spizellomycetales; Spizellomycetaceae
Exons: 7
Coding region: 1-9042 (3013 amino acids)
Biological process (GO): microtubule-based movement
Cellular component (GO): dynein complex
Molecular function (GO): dynein light intermediate chain binding; dynein intermediate chain binding; ATP hydrolysis activity
Source: RefSeq, a predicted model, not a curated record
AUGGACCUCCGCGUUUUUGAUUUCAAAGACGAAAUCAGUAACGUCUCGAGUCAAGCUGGUUCUGAAGCAGCCUUGGAAGAGAUGUUGGGUAAAGUUAUCAAAAACUGGAACGAGGCCGAAUUUAUUGUUGCUUCCUAUCGAGACGCCAAGGAUGUAUUUAUUCUGGGCACCGUCGACGAUAUACAAACAUUGCUAGAGGACAGUCAGGUCACCAUUGCGACAAUCAAAGGAUCACGGUUUAUUGGGCCCAUUCGCACAGAAGUGGAUAGAUGGGACAAGCAGCUGACUUUGUUUGCUGAAACACUGGAUGCAUGGUUGACGUGUCAACGGAACUGGCUUUAUCUUGAGAGCAUCUUUUCUGCUCCAGACAUCCAACGCCAACUUCCCGAUGAAGCCCGAAUGUUUGCUCAAGUCGACCGUAGCUGGAAGGACACGAUGAGAAAAGUCUAUCGAAAUCCCAAUGCCAUGAAAUCUGGCACGACACCCGGUCUAUUGGAAACAAUGGGGCAAAAUAAUGUCCUUUUAGAUCAGAUUCAGAAAUGUCUCGAAGACUAUCUGGAGAGCAAGCGGCUACUGUUCCCCCGAUUUUACUUCCUAUCAAACGAAGAGCUCCUCGAAAUCUUGUCCCAAACACGAAACCCGCAGGCAGUUCAACCACAUCUCAGCAAGUGUUUCGAUGCCAUUAAAUCUCUUGAAUUCUCUUCAUCGGAUCCAAAGAGCAUUGACAUUGCCGCGAUGGUCAGUCCCGAGGGUGAGCGCGUGCCAUUCCUGAAAACAAUCAAAGCCCGUGGUAACGUGGAGGCGUGGCUGGGAAGCGUGGAGGAAGGCAUGGUAGCCGUUCUCCGGCGGUUGAUUAAACAGGCAUUGGCAGAGUUUGAGGAUGCCAAGCGCGGGGAUUGGGUUAGAGAACAUGUUGGGCAGGUAGUUUUAACGGGAAAUCAGGUCUUGUGGUGUAGAGAUGUCGGCGAAUGUUUGAAGACAGCAGAUCCAGUCAAGAGUCUGGUGGCUUUCAAAGAAAAAUGUGUCCGGAAUCUUGCCGGCGUGGCCGCCCUCGUCCGUGGAGAUCUUACCCGCAUCCAACGGGGCAUUCUUGGUGCACUCAUCACGAUGGAUGUGCAUAAUCGCGACAUUUCCGGUGCUUGGUGUUGUUUUGAUGAGUUCAACCGUAUCGAUAUCGAGGUGCUCUCCGUUAUUGCUCAGCAGCUUUUGACAAUAAAGAAUGCAAAGGAUAUGAAAGCGACCAGGUUUAUGUUCGAGGGAAGGGAGAUCAGAUUAAUCGACACUUGUACAGCAUUUAUCACUAUGAAUCCUGGGUAUGCCGGACGUCAAGAGUUACCGGACAACUUGAAGGCGCUUUUCAGACCUAUUGCAAUGAUGAUUCCUGAUUACGGCCUUAUUGCCGAAAUCUUGCUCUUCUCGGAAGGAUUUGAAAAUGCGCGAGUUCUUGCCGGAAAAGUUGUAAACCUCUACAAACUCUGCUCUGAACAACUCUCCCAGCAGGAUCAUUACGAUUUCGGCAUGCGAGCCGUCAAAUCCGUGCUCAUCAUGGCGGGCGCCCUCAAGCGUACCAACCCAGAACUCAGCGAAGAAAUGGUUCUCAUCCGUGCACUGCGGGAUUCAAAUCUUCCCAAAUUCUUGGCUGAGGAUAUUGGCUUGUUCCGUGGUAUCCUUUCUGAUCUCUUCCCAGGUGUCUCCAUCGUGGAGCAGGAUUACGGUGCUCUAGUCGCAACGAUCAAGGAAGUGAUGAUUGAAAAGAAGUUGGAGGUUGUGGACAACUUUGUGACGAGAAUCUGCCAGUUGUUUGAAACGAAUAAGAUUCGGCAUGGUGUUAUGCUUGUUGGACCCACUGGAGGUGGAAAGACGACAUGUUAUCAGGUCUUGCAGGAAGCUUGUACUAGAUUGCAGGAGAGAGGAGAUGUACAGUUCCAGGCUAUCAAGACUUGGGUUCUUAAUCCAAAGUGCAUCACAAUGAACGAACUCUACGGAGAAUUCAAUCUGGCCACCAUGGAAUGGAAAGACGGUCUGAUCGGUUCCAUUUUCCGUCAACAAGUUCAGGACAACAGUGCUGAUGAAAAGUGGACCGUUUGCGACGGACCCGUAGACGCACUUUGGAUUGAGAACAUGAACACUGUCCUAGACGACAAUAAGCUCCUCACGUUGAUCAACGGAGAACGAAUCAAGAUGAAUAAUACUAUGCAUAUGUUGUUUGAAGUGGCGGAUUUGGCUGUUGCGUCUCCUGCCACGGUCAGUCGAUGCGGCAUGGUAUACAUGGAUCCUACCAACCUGGGCUGGCGGGCUUUUGUUCAAAAGUGGCUGCGUGAGCUACCGGAACAUGUUGGAACAGAGCUCAAGGAUAUGUUGUGGAGUUACUGUGACACGUACAUUGACAGGGGACUCCGCUUUGUACGAAAACAGUGUACGGAGUACGUCAAAUCUGUCGACCUGAAUCUGGUGCAGUCUCUGUGCAAGCUUCUACAAACCUUCAUCAACAAAAAGGAGGUCGAUUUUUCGCAGGCCAUUGGAGAUUUGAAGUGCUUAUUCGGCCAUUUGUUUGUAUUCUGCUAUGUAUGGGCCUUGGGUGGAAACCUGGCAGAUGGAUUCCAGGACAACUUUGAUACGUUUGUCCGAGACCAUUUCGACGCAAUCCCAAUUCCGGAUGUACAGUUACCGUCUUCCAACAACAUCUUUUGUUACUAUGUCGACCUCAAGACCAAAUCAUUUGCCCUUUGGGAUGACCUGGUGCCAGCCUUCAAGUACGCACCCGAGAUCCCUUAUUUCCAAAUGAUGGUCCCAACGACGGAUACAGUCAAGUACGAGUACUUUCUCGAAGCCCUCUUGUCGAAUGGAUACCCGACUUUGUUCACGGGUAACACCGGUGUUGGUAAAUCCAUUAUUGUCCAAAAUUUAUUGAACAGGUGCUCGAAACGAUUCGGAUGGGUCCCUGUGACGCUCAACUUUUCUGCCCAAACCAACAGCGCCCAGACGCAGCAGAUUAUGGAAAUUAAGUUGGAGAAGAAACGAAAGAAUAUUUUGGGUGCACCCACAGGAGCGAACAAGGUUGUCCUGUUUGUGGAUGAUUUGAACAUGCCCAAGCUCGACACCUACGGGUCGCAGCCUCCUAUCGAGCUCUUGCGGCAGUACAUUGAUUUCCACGGAUUUUACGACCGAGAGAAACUCAGCUGGAAAAUAAUCCAAGAUGUAGAACUAGUGGCUGCUUGUGCACCUCCUGGAGGCGGGCGCAACAACGUCACACCCCGUCUUCUCCGUCACUUCAAUCUAUUCAACAUUCCCGCGCCUAGCGAAAUGUCAUUAGGAAAAAUAUUCCGAUCUAUUGUGGAAGGAUUUCUCAAGUCCGGCUUCUCAUCUGAAGUGCGAGGUGUGAGUGAAGCCAUUGUGAACUCGUCCAUAGAGAUCUACCAUCGAAUGUGCACAGAGUUACUGCCUACACCCGCUAAAUCGCAUUACACGUUCAAUCUCCGGGAUCUAUCGAGGGUCGUUCAGGGCGUGCUACAGGCCCGUCCGCAGGUUAUUCAAGCCAAGAUGGACAUUGUGAAGCUGUUUUGUCACGAGUCCUCCCGGAUCUUUCACGAUAGGUUGAUUGACGAGGCGGAUAGAUCCUACUUUAAUCGCCUUCUCUCCGAACUGGUUGAAAAGAACUUUGGCGUGAGCAUACCCAAAGAAACUUUUAGCCAGAAACCAAUCAUGUUUGGGGAUUUUGGCAAGAGGGGUGUUCCCCCCGAAGAGCGACUCUACGUUGAGAUGAGCGACAUGAAGGCCAUGAACACGCUGUUGGAAGAGUAUCUAGAAGAAUACAACGUGACAAACAACAAAGACGUUCGCUUGAUCUUUUUCAUGGACGCCAAGCAGCAUAUUACGAGGAUAUCCCGUAUCAUCCGGCAACCUCGCGGCAACGCUUUGCUGGUCGGUGUCGGUGGAACGGGAAAACAAUCUCUGACCCGGUUGGCCUGUCACAUAUCCGAUUACCAGUGCAUUCAAAUUGAAUUGACGAGGACGUACGGACAAACAGAGUGGCGAGAAGAUCUUAAGAAAUUGUACCGAUUAGCAGGUUUGGAAGGUAAAAACACUGUAUUCCUUCUCUCAGACACCCAAAUCAAGAGCGAAACCUUCUUGGAGGAUGUGAACAACAUUUUAAACUCGGGGGAAGUCCCGAACCUCUUUGAGUUUGACGAGCGUGAAAAGAUUUUGGGUGAACUGCGGGCUGUAGCAAGAGAUAAGGGCUUACCCGAAGACCGAGACAGUGUAUAUCAGUUCUUCAUCAACAGGGUGAGGGAUAACCUCCACAUUGUAUUUGCGACAAGUCCUGUCGGAGAAACCUUUCGGACACGUUGCAGGAUGUUCCCUUCCCUUGUCAACUGCUGUACGAUCGACUGGUUUGAUGAGUGGCCCAGAGAGGCUCUCCUCUCAGUGUCGAAACGGUUUCUGGAGUUCGUGGAUUUGGGCUCAGACCAUAUGAAAGAAAAGAUUGCUGAAAUGUGUGUCGAGAUCCACGAGUCCGUUGGAGAGCUUGCGAAACGAUUUUGGGCUGAACUCAGGAGACGGUAUUACACCACCCCCACGUCCUACCUGGAACUCAUCAACCUCUACAUUGCCAUGUUGCAAGAAAAGAGGAAGGAACUUGGGUCCUCACGGGAUAGGUUACGAAACGGUCUAAAUAAACUCCUCGAAACCAAUGAGCUCGUCGCGAAAAUGCAAGUCGAACUUGAACUCCUCGGCCCAGAGCUAAAACAACGGGCUGCGGAUACGGAGGCGCUCAUGGUGAAGAUUGGAAAAGAUCAAGAAACAGCCGACGGUGUCCGGAAAGUAGUAUCGGAAGAGGAAACCAUAGUCCGGGCCAAGGCGACCGAAACAGAAGCCAUCGCCGCAGAAGCCCAGCGCGAUUUGGACGAAGCGUUGCCAGCUCUCAAUGCGGCGUACAAGGCAUUGGACUCACUAGACAAAAAGGAUAUUGCUGAGCUCAAGGUUUUUACCAAACCUCCCGAGGUGGUCUUAAUGGUCAUGGAAGCUAUUUGCACGCUCUUCAAAGUGAAACCCGAUUGGGAAAGCUCCAAAAAGCUCUUAUCGGACCCGCAAUUCAUGAAAAAGUUGCAGGAAUAUGACAAGGACAAUAUUCCCGAGUCGGUGUCCAAAAAGCUCAAAAAGUACAUCGAAAACCCCAAUUUCACUCCCGAGGCCGUCGAAAAGGUGUCCAAAGCGUGUAAAAGCAUGUCUAUGUGGGUGAUUGCCAUGGACCUAUAUUCCAGAGUGUUCAAGGAAGUAACGCCUAAGCGACGGCGGCUAGAAGAAGCGCAAGCAGCUUUGGAUGCCACGCGGGCUAAAUUGGCAGAAAAAGCGGCAGCUCUUCAAGAAGUCGAAUCCCAGCUGGAGAAACUCAAAGCCAAAUACGAAGAAUCCAUCGCGAGCAAAAAGGAACUUGCAGAAAAAAUGGAGGAAACAACGCGUCGGUUGGCUCGUGCUGGAAAAUUGACGACGGCUUUGGCCGAUGAACAGAUUCGGUGGGCCGAAUCUGUUGAAAAACUCAAUCAGCAAAUAGAUGAUUUGGUCGGGAAUAUUUUUCUUAGUGCGGCGUGUGUUGCUUACUUUGGCGCCUUUACAUCUACCUUCCGUACUGAGCUUGUCACAGGGUGGAUCAAGCGAUGUCAAGAGAUUGGCAUCCCCGUCUCAACAAACUUCAAUCUAUUGGAGAACCUCGCUGAUCCAGCUGUCGUCCGCGACUGGAAUAUUCAAGGACUCCCAGCCGACCCUCUCUCGGUUGAAAAUGGUAUCCUCGUCACUCGGGGUCGACGAUGGCCGCUCAUGAUUGAUCCACAAGGACAAGCAAAUCGAUGGAUACGCGCCAUGGAAGGAAACGACCUCAAGGUGAUCAAACUGUCCGAACCAAAGUUUCUCCGAUCCCUUGAAAAUGCCGUGAGAACGGGACAGCCUGUUCUCAUGGAAGAUGUUGGCGAGCAGCUUGAUCCAGCCCUUGAGCCUCUCCUGUUGAAGCAGACCGUUCGACAGGGAGGGAGAUUGCUGAUGAAGUUGGGUGAUUCAUUUGUAGAAUACGAUCGAAAUUUCAAACUGUACAUUACAACAAAACUCUCGAACCCGCAUUACCUCCCCGAAGUCUGUAUCAAGGUCACUAUCAUUAACUUCACCGUGACAAAGAUUGGACUUGAGGGACAACUCUUGGCAGAUGUCGUCCGUCUCGAACGGCCGGAGCUGGAGGAACAGCGCAACAACCUUAUCGUAAAUAUUGCUACAGACCGCAAAGCUCUUAAAGACAUCGAAGAACGGAUCCUGAAGCUCCUGUUCAACUCUGAGGGGAACAUUCUCGAUGAUGAAGAACUCAUCAACACUCUCAACCAAUCCAAAGUCACGUCCGCGGCCAUCAAAGAGCGAGUCGCACAAGCCGAAGUCACGGAGCGGGAGAUCAACACUGCCCGAGAAAAGUACCGACCCGUUGCAAUUAGGGGUUCGGUGCUCUACUUUGUUGUCGCAGACUUGGCCGGCAUCGAUCCCAUGUACCAGUUCUCGCUGAAGUAUUUCAAGAACCUAUUUAGCGGUUGCAUCCUCUCUUCGGAGAAAUCCGAGGACCUCCCAACGCGAAUCGGGAUUCUAUGCAAAAAUGCAACAUAUAAUACCUUUGCAAAUGUCUCGCGCGGGCUAUUUGAACAGCACAAGAUGAUUUACGCGUUCAUGAUUUGCGUCGAGAUUUUGCGGGAAAAGGGAGCCAUUGAUGAUUUUGAGUGGAAUUUCUUGUUGCGGGGUGGUGGUGCGUUGAUGGUUGCCGGGGAUAUUCCACCAAAGCCCAACGUCCGCUGGCUAUCCAAUACAAUGUGGGAGAAUCUAUGCGAUUUAGCGAGGUCGAUACCCGAUUUUGGGUACGCUAUUGAGCAUGUGCAAAUGUAUACGAUGGACUGGGAGGCCAUUGUUGAGUCGGAUACACCAUACAGUGUGUCUGUCCCUGGCGACGACACAGGGCAAUUAACAGAUUUCCAGCGACUGCUGCUCAUCAAGGUAUUGAGAGAAGAGAAACUCGUUUCGGCUUGCGUGGAAUUUGUCAAGCGAAACCUGGGCUCCGAGUUUAUUGAUAUUCCGCCCCUCGACCUCGCGGUUGCAUUCAAGGAUAUCAACAACCGUACCCCAUUCAUCUUUAUCCUGUCAACGGGGUCGGACCCUGUGUCCGCUUUGAUGAAAUUCGCCGCCUCAAAGGAGGUUAAUAUGCAGGACCGAUUGCACAUGAUUUCAUUGGGACAGGGGCAGGGACCUAUUGCCGAGCAAUUGCUGCGAAAGGCUAUUACGAAUGGGGAUUGGGUGUUUUUGCAGAAUUGUCAUUUGGCAGCUUCGUGGAUGGGACGGUUAGAGAGUAUUGUCAAAGAGUUCUCCAGUACGGACGCAACGGAUAUUCAUGAGAAUUUCCGGAUGUUUUUAUCGUCGAUGCCUUCGAAAGUGUUUCCGAUUGCCGUACUCCAAGAUGGUGUAAAAGUGACCAACGAACCACCAAAAGGUCUUCGGGCAAACCUCGCAAGAAGCUUUGCAGAUGUGUCGAGAGAUUUGUUUGAUGAUAGUCCACCGCAAGGAGUCAAGUUCCGGAAACUUUUGUUUGGAAUCACAUUCUUCAAUGCUGUUAUUCAUGAACGCAAAAAGUUUGGGCCACUGGGAUGGAACAUUUUAUACGACUGGUCAAAUUCGGAUUUAGAAGUUUCGAUUGCCAUCUUGAAAAACAUGUUGUCGGAGCAUCGAGGGAUACCCUGGGAAGCUCUGUCAUACCUGACUGGGGAGAUCACUUUUGGAGGCAGAGUGACAGAUGAUUGGGAUCGACGGACACUGAGAUCGAUUUUGAAUCGAUUUUAUUGCCCUGCGAUUUUGGACGAUGGGUACAGGUUUUCGCCCUCGGGCGUCUACUAUGCGCCGCCGGAUGGAGAUUUAGCAUCAUUUAGAGCGUAUAUUGAGCGAUUGCCUUUUACGGAGGAGCCUUCUGUCUUUGGGAUGCACGAAAACGCGGAUAUCAGUUUCCAAGUCCAAGAAACGCGCCGGUUGCUUCGUACAGUGUUGGAAGUCCAGCCGAGGGUGGUGUCAUCUGUUGCCGGUGGAACAUCUAGCGAAGACAUUGUAACGGGGAUAGCGAUGGCAAUCUUAGAAGAUUGGCCAGAGAUUCUGGUCAUUGAUCUUCCACCCGAGACGGAAAAAAGACCGAAAUCCGCAUCAGCGCGACCCCAAUCGGCAUUUACUGGCGAAGCCCCGAACCCCGUCCUACUCAACUUGUUCCAAAAAGAUGAAACCGGCCGUAUGCUAAAUUCGCUGUCGACUGUCUUGGCACAGGAAUCUGUGCGGUUUAAUAAAUUGAAUGGGAUCGUGAGGAGUUCGUUGGAGAAUUUGGUAAAGGCUGUCAAAGGUCUUGUUGUCAUGAGUUUGGAAUUGGAGUUGGUCUAUAAGAGUUUGCUCAAUAAUGAGGUGCCAACUGCUUGGUCCGCCCACGCCUACCCCUCCCUUAAACCGCUCGCAUCCUGGGUCAAGGAUUUCCACGCCCGAAUCACCUUCCUCCGAAACUGGAUGACCCAAGGCGAACCCACUUCCUUUUGGCUACCAGGUUUCUUUUUCCCACAAGGAUUUUUAACGGGCGUAUUACAGAACCAUGCGCGCAAGUACAAUAUUCCGAUUGACGCUCUGAGCUUUUCGUACAAGGUUUCGGAUUACGAAGGUGGGGAUGGACGGGCUUUUGAGGAGGGAGAGGGUGUGCUCGUUCACGGAUUGUUUGUGGAGGGGGCAAGAUGGGAUAGGGAAAAGAGACUAUUGCAAGAUUCGUUUCCCAUGGAAAUGUUUUCGACCAUGCCUCAAAUCCGCUUCACUCCUACUACCGCCCCAUCUCCAACCACCGGGUUCUAUACCUGUCCCCUCUACAAAACAUCCGCCCGAGCCGGCACACUCAGCACCACAGGCCAUUCCACCAAUUUUGUCGUGGCUCUCUCGAUUCCGUCCGAUCGACCGCAAGAUUACUGGAUUUCAAAGGGUGUUGCACUGUUGUGUCAGUUGAGUGAAUAAUGAGUAACCAUCCUUUGUACUGUAUAUAUGGAACAGAUUUUUUUCAGAUAAAAUUCAAAUAUUUAAG